Molecule: messenger RNA, 5785 nt
Organism: Lingula anatina
Lineage: Eukaryota; Metazoa; Brachiopoda; Lingulata; Lingulida; Lingulidae
Molecular function (GO): protein binding
Source: RefSeq, a predicted model, not a curated record
UAAACAUGGCGGAAGAAGGCGGAAGUGUGAACUCAGCACCACUGCCUCCAAAGCGACCUACUAUUAUAAGAUAUGGAAAUACAGAAGGAUUGGAGAAUGGAACUGCAGUAGCACCACCGAUUCCAGCAAGAGCAGCGCCACCUCCCCCAGUGCCUAGGCCUAGUAAAGAUUCAGGGGUACCCCCACCUCUUCCCCCAAGUCCCAAACCCCUCAUAGGAGAUGGCCCCCCACCAUUGCCCCCAGGGCCAAGGCCUGUCACAGAUGCAGGUGGUGGCCCCCCACCAUUGCCGCCAGGGCCCAAGCCCAUCACAGAUGCAGGUGGCCCCCCACCAUUGCAGCCAGGGACAAGGCCUGUCAGUGAAAUGGUAGGGCCACCAAGGCCAAUACCCCCUAAACCGGGACCCCCACAGAGACCAGUAGGUACACCCCAGGUUCCAACCAAGCCAUCACCGCCCUCAGUGGCUCCUAAGAACGCUGGUGUGUCUUCUAGUUCUUCAUUUUCCAAACCUCCCCCAGCAGUGCCUGUCAAGUCUUCCAAACACGGUGGCAGUGUGAAAAAGAGGCCAGAAAUUACCAUAGUAGCUGCUAGACCUAUGAGUGAAGUUGGGUUCAGAGAAAGUGAAAAUGUCACACCUGAGGUACCUUCCAGCAUUUCCCUUAAACCAGCAUCUCCUACUCCCCCUUUUAACAACAGAUCAUCAGAAGAGGGUGAGCCUCCGCCUCCAAACAAUGAUGUGCAGAGGUCAAACCCAGCAAUUAGUGGAAAACCAGCGAGGCCAACACCCGUAUCAAGACCAAAAAGUUGUCACCCUGGCUUAGAAGGGCACGCUGGCAGCAGUGCAAGUCAGAUAAGCACAAAGUCAUUUUGGAAGGACCCUGCUGAAGGUGACUGUGGAUUUCCCAAGAGGGAGCCACCUUCUAAGCCAAGCAAACCCCCACCAAGGCCCGUGUCACUUCAGGGUGGGGCUCCUCUUGAAGGGCGGGGUCCUCCGCCACCUAUUCCAGCAUCAAGAACCAAAAAUAUGACAACUCCACAGGCUGAAGAAGAACCAGCUCCUCCACCCCCUAAAAGGUCCACUUCCUUAAAAAAGCAAAGCAAUGACAUGCAGCAAGGUGAACCAGUGGAGGAACUGAUAUCUUUUGAAGAGACCUUAUCCACAGAGGAGCAGCCCCCACCAAAAUUACCAGGGAGGCCAACAAUUAUUUCACGUCCAAAAGUAAAAAAAGAGGUGGCCACAGAAGCUGUGGUGAGUGACUUGGGUGGAUCAGAAAGGGGGGAUUCUGGUACAAGAAAGCCACCUCCCUCUGUUCUUCCACCAAAGCCAAAGCCAAAACCACAGCCAAAACCUAUAAAGACUGAAACAAGUACUCAGAACAAAUUUGAAGAACCUGAGAACAUGGGUAAUAUUGUAGACAAAAACUUGACAGAACUUGGUGCUCACAGUGCUAAACCGUCUGUUGCAAAGAGGCCAACGGUUAUUAGAAGUCUUCCUAAAAGUUCCAUGGAUAAUGGUGCAAAACAAGAGGAUUCUCUUGCCAGUCCUUUGAAACUGACAGACUUUGAUCCUCUGGCAACUAAAGCCUACUCAAAUGUGUCAAAAUUAAAAGAAGACAUUAAAACUACAGAACCUGCUAAACCUGUAGAAAUUAAACCUCCAAAGCCGUCUUUCAGGCCAACCAUUAUUCCCAAGUCAAACUCAGGUCUAUUUAAGGGGAGUAAGGAAAAUAUAAGUAACAAUUCUGAUAAUCUGCCUAAACAACAGGCUGUUGAAACAAACCAAACUUCAGGUGUAGAUCUUUUAACAGAUGACAUACAUUUAACUGAAGGAGAAGUCGCAGGAAAAAAUAAAAAGAUAUCUCCCUCAAGACCCUCAGCCCCCCCUGCUGCAAUGCCCUCAGUACAGAGUAACACAGCAGUGCGAAACCUGAUGGAUGCAGAUAUAACAGUGGAUGAGAAGAAAUCCUCCCCACCUGGGAGACCAAAAAGCAUGCCUCCACCACGCCCCUCCGCUAACCCUCCACCAAGGCCUGCAGUGGCUGCCCCAUCCAAACACAGCCCACCUAAGUCAACCAAACUGACUGGGGCAAAGCCAAAGACUGCAGGGACAUCUGAACCUCCUCCCCUCCCUACACGACCAGGCCCAGGUCAUCCCCUGUUCCACUAUGUAGUGGAGGGACCCCACGGCAUAGCAGCUUAUGACUAUGAUUCCAGCCAACCAGAUGAGCUGUCUUUUAAGUCUGGUGAUGUCAUAGUUCUGUUGCGGCGUGUGGAUGCUGAUUGGUUGUUUGGCAGAAAUGGUGUCAAAGAAGGCAUGUUCCCCCAAGGCUUUGUGGAUAUAGUAGAACCUCUGCAAGAAGAGCUGUGGGAAGAGGAGGCCCCAGAGAAGCCAGAUCUGUUAACUGGUCCUCGUUGCCGCGCACGCUUUGACUUUGAUGGUGAAGGUGAGGAUGACCUCAACUUUGAAGAUGGAGAUGUCAUUGGACUUCUGGAGAGAGUAGGCGAUGAAUGGUUGAGAGGAUGCCUAAAUGGCAAAGUUGGUGUUUUUCCUCUCUCCUUUGUAGAAAUCAUUGAAGAUUUGCCACUGUCUCCUCCAGAGACAGGGAUUGCUGGAAGGGAGGGCGAUACAGGGUCAGUGGCUGUCACAGCUCAUGCAAUGUAUGAUUUUGAUGGGCAAGAUGGGGAGCUCAGUUUUAAGGCUGGAGACCAGAUAAAGGUGCUUAGUCAGGUCAAUACUGAUUGGCUGUAUGGAGAGCUCAAUGGCCACAGUGGUAGUUUCCCUGCUGGGUUUGUGGAUCAUGUCCCCCCUGGAUUGCCACCUUUUCAGGAAGCCAAGCAGUCAACUAAUAACAAGGAAAAUGUGCCUACUCAGAAGGGGCCAUCUUCCUGUGUUGCACUUCACUCCUUCACAGCAGAGGCAGCAGGGGAACUGACCAUUAUGGAAGGUGACAAGAUUAUCAUCACAGAGCACGUCGGGGAUGGCUGGCUCAAGGGCAAAUUAGGUGGAAAAGAGGGAAUUUUCCCAGAGGCUUUUGUGAAGAUCUCCAAUGAUGAGCAAGGUACAAAACCUAGCAGUUCCAGUGAGUAUGCACCCAAAGCCAGGGCUCUACAUGACUUCGAGGGACAAGGAGAUAAUGAGCUGUCUUUCAAGUCUGGUGAUGUGAUAUACCUCCUGGAGAAAAUUAAUGAAGAUUGGUACAGUGGAGAGCUGGGGAACAAGGUGGGACAGUUUCCUGUCAACUUUGUGGACAUUCUUGUGGCUCUGCCGUAGAAACUGAAAAACAAUGGACUGCCACAGUGCUGUGGUUAUUUUGUAAAUUCCUGGUGCUAAUUUGUUGAAUAUGACAUUUGUAAAAAGUAAAGAUACUGUGUCCAGCAGAGGUAAAGAACAUUAUCACCAGAUUUUUAUAUGAUACAAGGUUGCCAAAAUUAUCAUUGUCCAAGUUGGGCCCCUGAACCCUAUGCCAUAUUUUCCAUCUUUUUGCACUAAAUGGCAUUAUCAUCCCUGAUUAUGUGUAUGUGUUUGUAUUAUUAUAUUGAUUGGUGCUGUAGCCUUGAUGGGAAAAGAAUAACUGAACAGGUGCAUUCCAUACACAUGUUCCCAUUUUCUAAUUAAAUGAUUAUUUUAUGACAGCAGGUGCCUUACAGUUUGAGAUAUUUUACAAAAGUAAGCCCAUAUAUGCACACUCAGAGUAUUAUAUUUUUACUUGAAGAUUUAUAGAACAUGGUGACCUUAUUUUAAAUGUGAAGGUGAUAGAAAGGUGAACUAAAGGCAUUUUAUAAGAAGCUCAUUGUAACAGAAAAACUUGUCACAUUUUUGUUGUUAUAUGAUAUAUAACUAGUGAUCGUUGUUUUGUGACUUUCGUGAUGUUUGGAUUGUCAAAAUUGUGAGAAAUGUUUUUGUUAGAAUUUCUUUUGAAAGUAACUUUUGUAAAGUGAGAUUCACAAUAAGAUUGUACUCAUGUUAUGUUAUACUGAAAUUACCAACAUUAAAUUUUCAGCUUUGUAUUAAUAUAUUUUUGCUACACAUCAUUUAAGGCAACUUAUUUUCAUUCCACAAAAGCUGAAUACGUGUUCAUUAAAAACUCUGUGUAUUAGUACUGGUAUAACAGUCCUGGCAUCAACAUCACAUGAGUGGGUGUGAUACCAUGAGUCAUUAAAAUAUGUUGGGUUAUAUAUACUUUUUUCUUCAUGGGCCAGAAAUGUAGUAUGUACCCCACUUAAACAGUAAUUUGACUCUCUAUGUCAGUUAUGAACACCCUUACAAUGAAAAUAGUGGUUUCCCAGCUUUCACCUUGAAUUUUUCUCACCGAAAGCAUUUGUAACAGCAGCUUACAUUUGGUGUCCCAUAAAGUAUAAUUUUAUACCAGUGGUUGGCAAUAACUUUGGAAUCGUCUGACUAAUAUUGAAUGAUGAUUUAUUUCCAUUCCCCAUUCUGUAUUUGACAAUCAUAUUGAAUGAUGUGAAAACCCAUUAUAGUGACAGGAAAAGAAGUAAUUAUUGAAAACGUAGGAUGAGCCUCUGAGGAAAUUAUAUUAAUUUAUUCGACAUCAGCAGGAGUUAACACAAAUGACCAACGCUAAACCUUUUUUUCUAUUGAUAAAAUUCCAUUUCCACAUAAGGAAAGUAACAUAUAAAUUUCAGUAUAGCGACCUUUUUUUUACAUGGAAUCAAAGGGGUUUAUGGAUGUUAAGGUCUUGGAAUAGUUCAUGGGAAUCGAAUUUAUACUCCUGAUAUAGCAGAAAUUAUCUUAAAUAGAUAUUAUUUUUUACAUCUUAUAAUUUUACAGUGUUAUAGUGGGUUUUCUGUUUGUACAACAUAAUGUAAAAUCUACAUUAACCUAUAGUCUGUAACUUGAUAUGAAGUGCAUGAUUCAGUUUUCGAUGUGACAUAUUUUUCUUUUAAAAUAUACUGUAUUUAUGGAGUUGAUUUAAGAGUCAGUUGAACAAAGUGUGCACGAUUCUCUUUAUUUUGACUUGAGAUUAUUAGGGAUUUUGUCAAGUAUAACUAUAUCUCCCAGUAGGAUUUUUAUAAUGUAUUUGGUUUAGUUAAAAUGUUAACGUUUAGUGCAUGGUUCAGUUACUGACAAAAUAGAUUCCUCUAAAAAUUUGUGUAAGUUUCUUGUCGCAAGAAAUGAAACAUGUAUAUAAAUGUAUAAUGUUUAGUCAUAAGAUGCACUGGCACAGUAAAAUAAUUAUGAAUAAUUAAGAUUCCACGAGUUUCCUAGAAACGAUAUCAUAUCAGUGGCAGCUUAUCUCCAGUGAAAUUCUCAGUAGCCAUUACUAAAACUAAUAUCCUGUUAUAGAGGCAGUCUCCAUGGAAAAUGGAUGUGAACAGGACUGAAGAGUGCUAUGUAGAUAGUAUUAUCAUAUGCGAAUGCAAAUUAAGUUGUCAUUCACAACAAAAUAAAUCUUUAAGUUAUUACAAAAUGGAUGACAUAACAUCAUCGGCGCACUCGAGCUGUGAUGAGUCUCUUGAUUAAGGCUUUACGCAUAAGUUCAUUCUGUUGCUGGAACUAUUUCUUUUGAGUUAUACACUUGAUCACCAUUCACUGACUUAAAUAAACUGUAUGCACCAGUACAGUUAGUAUUUAGCGGCACCAGAGCAUCUUGUUUUAAGAAACAACAGGAUAAUGUGGCGUCAAGCUGUCAGUUAAGGCUGUCAUUUUCUUAAAAUUAAUCGGUUUCACGAGCUGGACUUGUGAUGGGUUGCUACUAGUACAAACAAAAUGUGAAAUACAAGGGGUGUGCAAAUGUUGUGAACUGGGUUAAGCAUAUCCUUAAUAAA